Molecule: messenger RNA, 1224 nt
Organism: Paramecium tetraurelia
Lineage: Eukaryota; Ciliophora; Oligohymenophorea; Peniculida; Parameciidae
Exons: 5
Source: RefSeq, a predicted model, not a curated record
AUGGAUGAAGAUUAAGAUCAUUUUGUAGAAGACGAUGGAAGCGAUGAUGAUAAAUUUGAAGAGACAUGGAAGAGACAAUAUGAAGUAAACGAGUUAUUAAAUACCUAAUAAUAGACACUUCCAAAAAAGUAGGAUAAAAGACCUGAAUCCAAACAUGGAAGACCUGAAAGUUCCAAAUUCACUUAGAAGAAGUAUAGUUUGAAUGACAACAACAUACCGAUUUCUGUUGCUUUACAAAAAUUCAAUUAGUUAGUUACAUUUAACAAUAUUAAAAUUGAACAAUUUUGGAAGUCGGAUUCAGUCAAUGCCUCUCCAGAAGAGUUUGUAUCAUUUCUUGGUUAGGCAGGUUUCACUUUCACACAAGAAGAAAUCAAUCAAGUUUUGAGUGAUUUAGAAAAUGAAUUCGGAAAAAUCACUAUUGAAAAUAUCUGUAAAAAGGUUUAAGCUUGGAAUUCGAAUGAAAACGCUAUGCUUGAAUUCAUUAAAGAAAAAGCCUUGCACAUGGCAUAAGCAAGCAAAAGAAAAUUCUCAGCUCAAAAGAAAAGCAAACCCUAAUCUGCUUCUGCCACAAGGACUGCUCCCAAAGAUUUCAGACCUAUCAGUGGUAUCUCAUACAAGAGUAAACAAUCAGGGUUUACUGAAUUCAAAAUUGGUGAGGAGAGACCAGUCCAAAAUCUCUCCAAGUACUAUCUUUAAAAGGCCAAAGAGAGGGAAAAGGAGAUGGAUAGGUUACUUCAAUUAACCAUUUCGAAAGGGAAAAACGAAUACGAAUAUGAGAUGCUUAUUAAAAUGGGAGAGGCCAAUGAGUUGUCAUAAUUGUUAGAGAGCAAAAUAACCUAUCGAGCAUAUAAAUCAGCAUAAGGCAAUCUCAAGGUUCAUAUGUAUGAACUGGAUCGAUUCAAUAAAGACAUGACAUUAGAGGAGUUCUAAAGAGAGUACAAUAUGAUAAAGAAUAAAUAUAAUGAGAGAAGAAAUCUAAAGAUUUGGGAAGUGCUGUCAGAAAAUAAAAAGAGUUAAAAGAGCUUGUAGCAUUUCGGCACUUAGAAGGACGAGAUUCAAUAGGAUUCCUAGAAUUAACAUCAAUCAAAGGUUAUUAACAAAAAGGAAAGACAAUCUGAAUUAAAGAAGGUUCUUUUGGAAACGAUGAUGUUGACAAAUGUUCUGAAGGAGUAGUUGUCUGUGCUCUAAAAGAAAGGUAUUGUGAUUUAAUAACCCUCGAUGUGA